AUGGGAGAUUCUGAAGACGAAAACGAUAAAGACCUUGGAUCCGGCCUCAACAUCACCGGUUUCCUCUUUGGCAACAUUGAUGACAACGGUCAGUUGGAAGAUGAUAUCUUGGAUCCCGAAGCAAAACAACAUCUAGCUUCGCUCGGUCGCCUCGGUUUUAGUUCAUUCAUAAGUGAGAUGAUGUCGAAUGAAUGCACCACUGAAGAGAAAGAAAAUAAUAAUAAAGCGAAUGACCAAAAUGGACAAACAAAGAAUCAAAAUGGAACCUCCAACGAUAUGGAGGUGGAUUACUUGGCAAAAUCACCCACUGCACUAGAUUUCUCAGAUAUAAACGAGUUGGCAGAUGAUUUAAAUGAUGACAGUUCAAAAAACAACGGAUUUGACAGGAGAGCAGAUAAGGAGAAUGCGGAUUAUGAUGCCGAUGACGAAGAGGUUGUCAAUAAGUCAGAUACCCAAUUAAUGCCACCUCCGCCAGUACCCGAGGAGAAGGAAGCAUUGACAGCGGAAGAGGUGGAAGCGGCACGUCAACGUAAAUUGGAAACACCUCUUGCUUCCAUGUUGCCUUCUAAAUAUGCCAAUAUCGAUGUUACCGAAUUGUUCCCGGACUUUCGUGCCAAUAAAGUUCUGAGAUUCUCAAGACUGUUUGGUCCGGGUAAGCCCAGUAGCCUGCCGCAGAUAUGGAGGGGUGUGAGAAAACGACGUAAGAAGAAAAGGCAUCACGAUAUCAGAGAUUCCGACUCUGGCUCUGAUCAGGAUGACAAGAAGCCAAAAUUUAAAGGAUGGAUCAUGCAGUAUGGUCCCGAGGCAAAUGUGGAAGCAUGUCGCUCGGAUGAUGAAAGUAAGCUGCUAUUACCGGUGGAGGACAAAGAACAGAACGGUAAGGCGGGUGAGACUGGAGAGAAUGGCGACAUGGGGCCCAAAGUGGCCGACUGGAGAUUUGGGCCUGCACAACUGUGGUACGAUAUGCUGGAGGUACCAGAAACUGGAGAUGGAUUCAAUUAUGGUUUUAAAACGACUGAGAAAGAGGAACAAGAAAACAAAUCGAGAUCGAAGGACGAAGAACUUGAUGACGCGUUUUUGAUGGUAUCUCAGUUACACUGGGAAGAUGACGUUGUUUGGAAUGGAGACGAUAUAAAGCACAAGGUGAUGCAAAAGUUGAAUAGCAAGAACAAUGCAGCCGGCUGGGUGCCCUCGAGCGACAGCAGAACUGCUCAAGGUUUCAGUCAACCAGGAAAGGGUGCUCCGGUCACUGUGGCGCCCAACGUCAGGCUAGCAACUUCGCAGAUUACAACGCCACUGCACAUGCAGUCGCAAAAGAAUAAAAUGGGCAUGGGCAAGGGAAAUCAACAACAACAGCGGGAAGAGAAUUACGAUGAUACCUGGUACUCGAUAUUUCCGGUCGAAAAUGAGGAGCUGGUUUACGGCUUGUGGGAGGAAGAAGUCAUCUGGGAUCCAGAAAACAUGAAGAAAAUCCCGAAACCGAAAAUACUUACGUUGGAUCCGAACGACGAGAACAUAGUCUUGGGAAUACCGGACGACAUCGAUCCAGCCCUCCUUCACAAGGAUAAUGGCCCGCAGCCGAAAGUGAAAAUUCCGCAUCCUCACGUGAAGAAGAGCAAGCUAUUACUGGGCAAGGCGGGUGUCAUCAACGUUCUCGAGGAAGAUACACCUCCACCGCCGCCCAAGUCACCCGAUCGAGAUCCGUUCAACAUAUCAAACGACACGUACUACAUGCCCAAGUCCUCGGAGACUACGUUGAGGCUCAAGGUCGGCGGCGGUAACUUGAUACAGCACAGCACUCCAGUAGUGGAAUUGCGAGUUCCGUUUGUCCAAACGCAUAUGGGUCCAAUGCGAUUGAGGAACUUCCACAGGCCGCCACUGCGCAGGUUUAGUCAUGGUCCGCUUGCUCAUCCAGUACCGCACGGGGUCUUGCCUCUGCUGAAGCAUAUUAAGAAGAAGUCUAAGCAACGGGAGCAAGAGAGAAUUGCCUCCGGCGGGGGUGACGUAUUUUUCAUGAGAACACCCGAGGACCUGACGGGGCGGGAUGGCGAGGUGGUGCUCAUCGAGUUUUCCGAGGAACACCCUCCGCUCAUGAAUCAAGUUGGCAUGUGCUCCAAGGUAAAGAAUUAUUACAAGAGGAGGGCCGGCAAGGAUCAAGGUCCGCAGACGUACAAGUACGGGGAGACGGCGUACGCCCACACCAGUCCGUUUCUGGGUAUCCUUACGCGUCAGAGCAUCCAGGCGAUCGAAAAUAACAUGUACAGAGCGCCCAUUUACGAGCACAAGAUCCCUGAUACGGAUUUCCUAGUUAUAAGAACAAGGCAGCAAUAUUAUGUUAGAGAGAUGGAUGCGUUGUUUGUUGCUGGUCAAGAAUGCCCGCUGUACGAGGUGCCGGGACCCAAUUCGAAGAGAGCAAACAAUUUCGUGCGCGACUUCCUGCAAGUGUUCAUAUACAGAUUGUUUUGGAAGUCGCGCGACACCCCUCGCCGAAUUAAGAUGGAUGACAUAAAGAAAGCCUUUCCAUCGCACAGUGAGAGCAGUAUCAGGAAGAGAUUAAAACUGUGCGCAGACUUCAAGAGAACUGGAAUGGAUUCCAACUGGUGGGUGAUAAAACCGGACUUCAGAUUGCCAACGGAGGAGGAGAUCCGCGCGAUGGUGUCGCCGGAGCAGUGCUGCGCUUAUUUCAGCAUGAUCGCGGCCGAGCAACGGUUAAAAGACGCCGGAUACGGCGAGAAAUUCCUAUUCACUCCGCAAGACGACGAUGACGAGGAUAUGCAGUUGAAGAUGGACGACGAGGUAAAGGUAGCACCGUGGAAUACGACGCGUGCCUACAUCCAAGCCAUGAAGGGAAAAUGCCUGCUGCAAUUGGCUGGACCGGCCGAUCCAACUGGCUGCGGCGAAGGUUUCUCUUACGUCAGAGUGCCCAAUAAACCCACAAUUAGCAAGGAAGAGCAAGAGGCCCAACCAAAGAGAACCGUGACCGGCACGGAUGCCGAUCUGAGGAGAUUGUCUCUGAACAAUGCGAAAGCGUUGCUGCGCAAGUUUGGCGUACCAGAAGACGAGAUAAAGAAACUGUCACGGUGGGAGGUAAUCGACGUCGUGCGAACCCUAUCAACGGAGAAGGCAAAGGCGGGUGAGGAAGGUAUGACCAAGUUUUCGCGUGGCAAUCGUUUCUCCAUUGCUGAGCAUCAAGAGCGUUACAAGGAGGAGUGUCAACGUAUUUUCGACCUACAAAAUCGCGUGCUGUCGUCGAAUGAGGUGCUGAGCACGGACGAGGGCGAGAGCUCGGAAGAAGACAGCUCGGACAUCGAGGAGAUGGGUAAGAACAUCGAGAACAUGCUGUCGAAUAAGAAGACCAGUACGCAGCUAUCGUUGGAGCGGGAGGAGCAGCAGCGGCACGAAUUGCGAAAGAUGUUGAUGGGCGAGGCGCAGGAGCAGGAGAAAAAGGGCAAGGAGAAUAAGAAGAAGGACGAGGAGGAGGACAGCCCCGUUAACAAUUUUAAUGCGCAGCAGGGUCGCGUGUUGAAAAUCUAUCGCACUUUCCGCAAUCCGGAAGGCAAGGAGUUCACGCGGGUCGAAUUGGUGAGGAAGUCCGCUGUGAUCGACACGUACAUCAAAAUCCGAAACUCGAAGGACGAGACGUUCAUCAAGCAGUUUGCCACACUGGACGAAGCACAGAAGGAAGAGAUGAAACGGGAGAAGCGUAGGAUUCAAGAACAACUACGGCGAAUCAAGAGGAACCAGGAGAGGGAACGUAUGCUGGGCGGAUCGGUCAUAAACGGCGGCGGCGUCACCAACUCGAGCAAUAACACCUUCGACCGCAGCGGCACUAACACUCCAACCACCAUAUCCUCAACCAGUAUCCUUCCAUUUUGUAACUUCCAAUCCUCUACUUCCACUUCUAAACAUCCCAAACCAGAGGUUUCACCACCAAAACGUAAAAAACCUAAACUCAAGCCAGAUCUCAAGCUCAAGUGCGGCGCCUGUGGCAAUGUUGGUCAUAUGCGCACCAACAAGGCCUGUCCGCUUUAUCAGAACAGCAUCGCGACCGCGCCGGUCAACGUCGCGAUGACCGAGGAGCAGGAGGAGGAAAUCGAGAAACAGCUGAACACCGAUGAUCAGGAUUUGGUAAACGUCGAUGGCACCAAGGUGAAGCUAUCGUCAAAACUAAUUAAACACGCCGAAGAGAUGAAGAGACGUACAUUGCUACUCAAAGUGCCGAAGGAAGCGGUGAACUCGAAGAAGCGUAGGAAACCGCCGACGGACGAUCACUGCGAUUACUUGAAACGCCACCAAAGGCCGGUUAACAGACGUAGAACGGAUCCGGUUGUCGUGAUGUCAACAAUGCUGGAAAGCAUUCUGAACGAGAUGAGAGACCUGCCAGAUGUACAGCCGUUCUUGUUCCCGGUCAAUCCCAAAGUAGUACCUGAUUAUCACAAGAUCAUACAGCGACCCAUGGAUCUGCAGACAAUACGAGAGAAUUUGAGAUUGAAGAAGUAUCAGAGCAGAGAGGAAUUCUUGGCGGACGUUAAUCAAAUCGUGAAGAACUCCGAGUUUUAUAACGGGGAGAAGAGUUCGUUGACCGUGGCCGCCAAGAGGAUGCUGGACACGUGCGUCGAGAGGCUUGGUGAAAAAGAGGAUCGCUUGAUGAGACUGGAAAAGGCUAUCAAUCCUCUUCUAGAUGACAAUGAUCAGGUUGCUCUCACCUACAUACUAGACAAUGUCAUUAACAACAAAUUGAAAUCCAUGAUGGAAGUAUGGCCGUUUAUGAAGCCCGUUAGCAAAAAGAUGGUGAAGGAUUACUAUGAUAUUGUCAAGAGGCCGAUGGAUCUAGAAACAAUAUCUAAAAAGGUUUCUGCACACAAGUAUCACACUCGUCAUGAGUUUCUCAGAGACAUCGAACAGAUCCUGGAAAAUUGUUCACUCUAUAACGGCAAAGAUAAUCCGCUCACAAAUAAAGCUGAAGUACUGGUUAAAGUCUGUAAAGAAACAUUAGACCAGUACGACGAGCAUCUGACACAACUGGAAAAUAAUAUAUUGCUCGUGCAAAAACGAGCGAUGGAGCAAGCGGAUGAUUCCUCGUGGCUCGGGCCAGACGAAGAAAAUUACGCUAUUGCUGAAUCCGAGUUCAGAAGUCAAACCAGUUCUCCAGAGAAUCCAUUUGGCAAGUCGAAUAUCGACGAUUUUGAUUUCGGAGACGUGGACGGAGAUAUGGAAGCGGAAGAUAGAAACUCGAAGAAGAAAGAUGUGCUCGAAGAAGACCUUCAAUUCUCCAGUGAAGAUGAAUUCGAUGAAGUACCGUUCGGUGCGGAUGAACAUUCCGAGCAAAAUGAGAUGGAAACACUCGAAUUGAGCGAGGUCAGAGAGGAAAGCGUCGUAUUAGCGGACGAUGACAGUCAACAAGCUGCCGAGGCAAUGGUGCAGUUGGGCAAUGUUGGUUUUUACAUGGGUGAACAGCAACUGCUUCAACAAGAUGAGAGUAUGGAUGUCGAUCCAAAUUACGACCCCUCGGAUUUCCUCUUAGCUGGUUUGCCAGCCAGGGAGGAUAAAGGCGAGAAUAAAAUUCAGGAUGAUCUGGCUGUUUCCGAGAGCGACGACGAUACUGAGAACGCCGCGUCCAAACAGGAAGCACAGCAGAACCAACAGCAGCAACAACUGCCGCAACCGGAUGAGGACGUCGGUGGUGACUUGUGGUUCUAAGUGUGCGUGUUUCCGUUACUUUGUUAUAGCUUUGUAAAAACGUGAGGAUUAAUUAUUUAAUAGUGUUAUUUUUUAAUUAGAGGUCACUUAUACUCUUCGAAAGUAAACAGAUAUCUCGUGCCAGAAAAGUUAUCAAAUUCUGAGUACCGAGAUAUUAAUUUCACGUAUCCGUCAUUAUGUACUUGCAACGUCAUAAUACUUGCACGGUUCAAUGAAGAAAUUUUAUCCCGCAAACUCGUGAGGAGAGUUUAUAAGAUUUACUCUUCGUACAUACAUUAUGUGCAUAUAUGUACAGGAAUAUGUAAAUAUAGAAUAAAAUAUUGUUUUCUUUUCU
Ooceraea biroi (clonal raider ant) is the source of this 6034-nucleotide messenger RNA. RefSeq names its product TATA-box binding protein associated factor 1 (gene Taf1). Gene Ontology annotation, biological process: transcription by RNA polymerase II; RNA polymerase II preinitiation complex assembly. Gene Ontology annotation, molecular function: TBP-class protein binding; histone acetyltransferase activity; RNA polymerase II general transcription initiation factor activity. The record is from RefSeq and is a predicted model, not a curated record. Gene Ontology annotation, cellular component: transcription factor TFIID complex. NCBI's taxonomy places the organism in Eukaryota, Metazoa, Arthropoda, Insecta, Hymenoptera, Formicidae.